Messenger RNA from Medicago truncatula (barrel medic), 1875 nucleotides. RefSeq lists its product as uncharacterized. Lineage: Eukaryota; Viridiplantae; Streptophyta; Magnoliopsida; Fabales; Fabaceae. The coding region runs from base 1 to 1875 and encodes 624 amino acids. The transcript has 2 exons. Gene Ontology annotation, biological process: meristem development; meristem maintenance. The record is from RefSeq and is a predicted model, not a curated record.
AUGGAAGUCAGGGAAGAUUUCAUGCUUUCACCUUCUGGUGACAGUGAUUCAACUUUCAGAACUGCUCAUUUUCUUAAACCCAUUUCAAACUCCAUUCAUGAACCAGCUUUUGAGUUUAAUCCAUUUUCAUCAUCUUCUUUUUUUGAUCAAAAUGAGUGUCCUUUGAAAAUCCAUUUCAGUGGAUGGCGUCACCCACAAGAGAAGUGGGUUAGAUGGGUUGAUGAGCUUAAACCAAACAACUAUCACUUUGGAGGAUAUUAUGGUUUUGGGGGUUACCCUAUCAUUGGUGAUCCUAUUUUUACCAAAGUUCAAGACCAAGAAAUGAGAGAGGUGGAAAAGAAGCUCAUCCUUGCAAGACGGAAACCUUGGCAGAGUAAAAAAGGUAAGGCUACCACAUCAAAAUGGAUCAAUAUUUUCGUUGGUAAAGGUAGUGAAAUUGAACAUGAAGCAUUUCUUGCUACUUGGUUGUCAAUUUUUGUUUUUCCUCAUAAAUAUUUGGUGAAAAAGUCUUUGUUUCCGAUCGCUAUUCUUCUUGCUAGAGGGUAUCCUAUUGCUUUGGCACCAGCUGUCUUGGCUAGCAUAUAUAAAGAUUUAAGUUUGUUUAAGAAAACAAUUGUUGAUUUGUCAAAAUAUCCUGUUGGUGGUGAUAGAUUUCCCUUGGAGAUUACUCUUCAAUCACCCUUUUACUUGGUUCAAAUUUGGGUUUGGGAGAGGUUCAAAAAUUUGCAACCACAACAACAAACUAUGUUGAUCAACCAUGGCGACCCUUUUUUGUUUAGGUGGCAUAAGGUUACGGACUUAUCAAUUGACAAUGUUAGGUUAGCGUUAGACUCGGCUGUGGAUGAUUUUCUUUGGCGUCCAUAUGUUAGAUAUGCCGAUAAGUGUGCAUUGUUUUAUCCAAAUGAUGAAAUUUCGGUACCAUUCAAAAUAGAUUUAGAUAACAAAAUGCUCUCAUUUGUUAUAUGCUUGAGAUGUUCUGAGCUAGUUGGUAUCGACUCUAUAGAGCAAUAUCUUCCACAUAGAGUUGCUAUGCAAUUUGGAAUUGAUCAAGAUGUUCCAAGUUAUGUGCCUAGGUUCAAUAAAACUAAAGUGAUUGCAUGGAAAAACUACUGCAGGCUCAUAUCUGAUAAAAAAUUGUAUUUUCCACCAAGACUUUUUGAGGCAGAUGUUACCACGCAUUAUGUCAAGUGGUGGAAGCAAUUUGUUUUAGGACGCGACGAUUUUGUUAACAAUAUUGUGCGUCGGAAAAGAAGUUCCAGUUCAAGAAAACACCGACCACAUGUAGGAAAAUUUGACAGAAGUGGUAUUGGUGCUGCUGUUCCACCUGAAUUUCCUCCCAAUCUUGUUGAUGAUGGUUCAAAAACUAAAACUAUGAAGGCUGAUGGAUUUUAUGCCAAUGUUCCAUAUGAAAAUUCUGUUCAUGAGAGUCUGAGAGCUGAUGAAAGUAUUGAUGCUGAUGGUUCUUCAAGUCUUCCUCGAAAACAUAAGACUCUUGUUCCUUCCAUAUCUGUUGAGGAUUGUUCAGCCUCUUCAGCAGAUUAUGAAAAUAUGUUACCACUGAAAAGGCCACUUUCAAAAGAUAACAUUGAAUUUUCAAUAGGGGAUUUCGAGGAUGAGUUUAAAGAUGCAAAUGCAAGCAAAAGAGCAAGAAUAUGUACUGACAAGGUCUCUUUGUCUAGUCCUGUUAUAUCAUCAGAUGUGGCAAGUGAAAUAGCUGGAUGUGGGGAUGAAGAUGAAAUCAAGAGUCCAUUUCAUGGAAGAAACGAUGAUAUCAAUGACUUACCAUUUGAUCUUGAAAACAGGAUUGAGAAACUUGAAAGAGUGUUUUCUAAGCUCAAAGAAGCAAGAUUUGGCCGAAAGGUUGAAAAUGUUUGA